AUGAGUGAACCAGAAAAGAAGAAAUUAAAACCAAACGAUAAUUCAGCAGUGGCAUCAUCAAUUGUGUCUGCAUUAUCAUCAUCAAUUGCAGCAUCAUCAACAAAAGUAAAUACAAGAAAUGCCUUGCAAAAAACUGAAGAUUUGGAACAAAUUAGAAAGACUCUUUUACUUUCACUAGUUCCAUCCAUGAACGAUAAAAGUGACAUUUAUAAUACUAAACAAAUUAUAUCACUAGGAGAUAAAAAUUCUAAUAUAAUUAGAGAAGGUGAUUUGGUUGUUUUCUUUAUUAAUCAUGAUAUUAUGAAGGCCGAAGUAAUUAAAAAAGGACAUACUUUUGAUUGUAGAUUUGGAUCCUUCUUACAUGAAAAUAUUAUUGGUAAACCUUUUGGAUCUAAAAUUUAUAGUCAUGCAGAAAAACGCCCAACAAGAAGGAAGAAGGAAGAUACUACAAUGGAUAAUGCAGAUAAGAAGCCAUUUGUUUAUGUUCUCAAACCAACACCACAUUUGUGGACUCUAGUUUUGAAACAUAGAACUCAAAUUUUAUAUCAUGCUGAUAUCAGUUUAAUUCUUACACAUUUUAAACUUCGUCCAGGAAGUGUAGUUAUUGAGGCAGGAACUGGUAGUGGUUCUCUUUCAACAAGUAUUUCUAGAGCUAUUAUGCCUAAUGGACAUCUUUUCACUUUUGAAUAUCACAAGGAAAGAUAUUUACAUGCCAUGAAUGAAUUUAAGAAUAAUGGUUUAUAUAAUAUUACAAUAACUAAUGGAGAUGUUUGUCAAAAUGGAUUUACUCCAAACACUACAACAACUCCAAUCAUAUUGAGUGAUACUUUGAGACCAAAAUAUGAACCAUCUCAAAUUCUUGGAGAAGACAAGUCAGGCACAGUGGACGGUGUCUUUUUGGAUUUACCAAAACCUUGGCUCUGUAUUCCAAAUGUUUUUAGACUAUUAAGAGUUGGUGGUAAAUUCUGUGGAUUUAGUCCUUGUAUUGAACAAAUUCAAGAAACUGCAAAUGCUCUUAGACAAUUUGAUUUUGUAGAAAUUAAAUGUGUUGAAUGCCUAGUCAAGGAAUAUAUGAGUAAUAAUGUUGAGGUUUCCACAGUUGACCAUUACUUUAAGAAAUCUGAUACUACAACUCAACAAACAUCAACCACAGAGAAGAGAUUAUUCAGUGCAGUUCCUGAAAUGAAAGGACACACCGGUUAUUUGAUUUUUGCAACAAAAUUCCAACUUAAAGAAUAAAUCAUUCAAUCUUUC
Naegleria gruberi is the source of this 1254-nucleotide messenger RNA. RefSeq lists its product as uncharacterized. Bases 1 to 1239 code for a protein of 412 amino acids. Gene Ontology annotation, cellular component: tRNA (m1A) methyltransferase complex; nucleus. Lineage: Eukaryota; Heterolobosea; Eutetramitea; Acrasida; Naegleriidae. The record is from RefSeq and is a predicted model, not a curated record. Gene Ontology annotation, biological process: tRNA methylation. The transcript has a single exon.